Molecule: messenger RNA, 1446 nt
Organism: Anthostomella pinea
Lineage: Eukaryota; Fungi; Ascomycota; Sordariomycetes; Xylariales; Xylariaceae
Source: the annotation of a GenBank genome assembly
AUGGACGAGUCUGGAGAUCCCGAGUAUGCCAGCUUCGGCCUCCAUGCGCCAGCUAACCUGGCAGACCGCGAUCAGUUGUACCAUCCCUUUUGGGCAUAUUCCGACACUGUGGCGCCCUCUAAUCUGAGCCUCCACGACGCAUACCACCCAUCUCACGAUGACCGCUGCAUCGACUUGUGUCGUGUCGCCUCCGCUCCGCAGAGACAGCAGCCCGGAGCCUAUCCGCCCUCCCACAACCAGAGAGCACGCAAUGUUACUACCUCUCCGUCGUACGGAUCUGGGCUCUUUGCCGUGCCGUCCCACAUAGCGUACAUCCCGCCGUGGAACUGUGUAUUCCCUGAAGAGCAAGAUAUAUUCACGCCCCAUCACCUCAACCAUGGCUACGCCAACCCAACUACUCAAGGCUUUACCAAGGACGACCUCGGCACGUUAGCGGACCACGUACCAGAUGAUUGCCUAGAGCCGGCAGUACACAAGCCAUGCAAUCAUACCCCUACCGAACAUGUCGUCGCGCAUGCUCUGAGUAACAUGGGAGCACCGGGAGUCUCCAAUGCACAAAAUCAAACGGCACUGCAGCAGCCGUUCUCCUCGCUUGAGAUAACCGCACAGCCGACAGCGAACCACCAAGUUUUUGCCACUCCCACCGAGCCCGACCGAGACCUAGCAUCUUCGCCUUUCAUCAUCACGCAGCCGGCGUGCUCGAAGGAAGUCUCGCAAGAGAUUGAUGGACCAACCGGGCUGCCUUGUCAGUGGCUUGUUGAUUCCGCGGAUUCGGCCACCGAGAAGAAGCCUUGUGGCCACAUUCUCGAGAAUGUUGGCGAACUACAGACGCACAUAGAGAAGGACCAUGUUUCUCAGAUGUCGGGCAACUACCCGUGUAUGUGGAAAGGCUGCACCCGACAGGAGAAUGGCCAGCCCUUUACGGCGCGAGGCAAGCUGAACCGUCACGUCAACACUCACAGUGCUUAUAAACCUUACGAAUGCGUGGAGUGCCAUCAGGGGUUUUCGGCACAGCAAGCCCUUGACCAGCAUAUCAGGAUCCACACAGGAGAUAUGCCGUACAAGUGCCCUUACCAUGAUUGCGGCAAAAAGUUCAAGCAAAAGAGUGCCCUCACCAUGCAUCAAAGGACACACACUCAAGAAAAGCCGCUCAAGUGUGACGUUUGUGGCAGAUGUUUCGGCGAAUCAUCCAACCUAUCCAAGCAUCGCAAGAUUCAUAAGGCCCAUUUCAAUCACAUAUGUUCCGAAUGUGGCAGGGGAUUCAUUCGUCUGGACCAACUGAAGAGACAUGAGGGGGCGCAUGAAAGACAUAAGAAGAAGCUGGACGCCCGAUCGCGGGCGCAGCAGAGUACACCUUCUGCAGGGCCGACCACUCCAGAAGAUACGCCAUUCUUCGCAUCAUCGAAAGACGAGCAGUUCAGUCAAUCGUCUCAGAUGGAAGAGUAG